AUGAAAAGUGCAACUGAGCAGAGCAUCAGUAAUGAUUUCGAACUUGUAGGUCGGACCAGUGCUAAGCUGGCCAGCGCCACUUUUGAGGAUUCUCUUUCAGAGCGGAGAGACACUAUAAAAAAAUCAAAAAUGCUCAAGAUACUGUUUACGCAGCUAAAUCCACAUGCGAGGGAAAUUAGUAAGAUUAGAUGUUUAGCAAUUGGGAGCUUCAAUGAGGAAUUUGCAGCACUUUAUCAAUUAGCGCUGCUUCUGGAGCUAGUUGAGCUUUUGGGUGAAGACAAAGAGUGUCCUUUAAGAGUUUCUGUGUAUGAUCCAGUGUUCACUGAUGCGGAUAAAAAGUUCAUUGAAACCUUGGGAACAAGUUGGUCUGUUGAUGAAAAAUCCCCCUGGGACUCCGAAGAUGACUCCAAAGUGCUAUUUUUCCUGCCUCACGCGCCCUUGGAUCUCACUGAACGUAUAGUGAUCGCAGAAGAACCUCGAAUUUUGCUCGCUAACCAUAUUGUGAAGCACGUAGACAGGUAUACCAAGCUCCAGCUCUUCCAAAAGUACCCUGUACUUGCCAAGCUGAACCAAGCGCUGGCUCAUAAUGAUGCUCAUAAAGAUUCGGAGUUUAAACCAUUUAUGUCUAAACGAAAUCGCCGGAAGCAGAAGAACAAAGUACAGCAAGACACCAUAGAUUACGAUCAAAUAAAAAGUUAUUUCAAAUCAGUCGAGAUACUUACUGAUUUCGACAACGGGGACCUACUGAUAGAUCAACCAUGGAUAAAUUCAUUUUCGGACAUGGCAUUGCAUGAGAUCAAGUAA
Messenger RNA from Lachancea nothofagi CBS 11611, 804 nucleotides. NCBI's taxonomy places the organism in Eukaryota, Fungi, Ascomycota, Saccharomycetes, Saccharomycetales, Saccharomycetaceae. The record is from the annotation of a GenBank genome assembly.